AUGCUGAUGAACGGAAACGGAGAACCACCUAACGGGAACGGGAUUGGAACGGAUGAGAGUGAACGGGGGGAGCUGAGCGAGGAAGCCGGGGCGUUAGUCGGAGAAGAGAUGAUCCUACCGUCUUGGUUGUGGGAGCAAGAUGGGCGAGCGAACCCGCAUGGUACGUUGUGCAGAGUCUGUAGCGGUGGAAGAACGGCGGUGCUGCAGUUGGAGAUAACAGGGUAUCGAUGCGAAGGGCUACUGGACACGGGGGCAUCAAGGAGUUUUAUUCAACCAACGGUUGUAGAAAGGUUGGGGCUAAGAACGAGAGCACUGUCAGAGGAGUAUUUCUUCACGGUAGCAAACGGGGAAAAUAUCAAGAUACAUAGAGAAGUGCCGCGACUUGCCAUAAUUUGCGGAGGCGAAUGUUUCACGGGAAAUUUCCUUGUAGGACAGGUGCCAUAUGCGGUGAUUCUAGGAAUCGAUUGGCUAGAUAGGUACAAGGUUGCGUGGUUUUUCGGAUCGGAUAAGCUGAGAACGUAUGUAAAGGGCAAGGUGUGCGAUUUACCUGUGCUACGAAAGGAGGGAGAAAGACCCACGGAAAUUACGGGAAAGGGUGAUACAGGUGCGAUUUACCUGUGCUACGAAAGGAGGGAGAAAGACCCACGGAAAUUACGGGAAAGGGUGAUACAGUCAAAACCGAGGCGGAUCUGGCAUAUGAGGAGUUGGCGAAGCAGGUAG
Messenger RNA from Eimeria mitis, 720 nucleotides. RefSeq lists its product as uncharacterized. The record is from RefSeq and is a predicted model, not a curated record. Gene Ontology annotation, biological process: proteolysis. Gene Ontology annotation, molecular function: aspartic-type endopeptidase activity. NCBI's taxonomy places the organism in Eukaryota, Apicomplexa, Conoidasida, Eucoccidiorida, Eimeriidae.